UUAAACACCGGCUGUGUUCUGUUCCAUAUUUAUAACUAUCAGAAAUACACGGAGUACAGAUAAAUACAAUGGCGAUGGAAAUGGAUAGUGCACCUAACGAAGUUGGUGUUGAGCUCACCGACACUGAAAAUGAGUUGUAUGAUAGGCAAAUUCGACUAUGGGGCUUGGAGUCCCAAAAGCGACUACGCACGGCAAAAGUCCUCAUCUCGGGGCUAAAUGGAUUGGGAGCGGAGAUUACAAAAAAUAUAAUAUUGUCUGGAGUAAACUUGGUAAAGUUGCAUGACGACAAGUUGGUUACUGAAGAGGACUUCUGCUCCCAGUUCUUGAGCGCACGGGAAAAAAUUGGCACUAACCGCGCGGAAGCGUCAUUAGACCGUGCACGUGCUUUGAAUCCGAUGGUGGAAAUAUCUGCCGAUACGCAACCACUAAAAGAUAUGGGAGCAGAAUACUUUGGUCAGUUUGAUGUUAUAGUAGUUAGUGGUGAAAACAACGCGGAACUGCUACGUAUCGAUUCAAUAUGCCGCGAAUUGGGUGUAAAGUUUUUUGCAACUGACGUUUGGGGCAUGUUUGGCUUCUAUUUCGCUAGUCUGCAAACGCAUCGUUAUGUAGAGAACAUAAUAAAGCACAAGAUCAUUUCCAAACCCAACGAAAAACAAAAGACUGAAAUUAUAUCAACACCAGUUCAGUUUGAAGUUGAGUAUCCAGCAUACUCUACUUGGCUAGACUUCGAUAUUAAUGCACCCAGCUAUCAACGCAAAAUUAAACGUAACGGACCCGGUAUCGUGCUAUUGCGCAUUUUGCAAGAAUUUCGCGACGUGAACAAGAGAGAUCCAUCAUUCAAGACAAGGGAAGCCGAUAUUAAUAAAUUAAAGAAAAUCCGUGAUGGCAUCGCAUCAAAGUCGACUAUAACUGAUGACGCUAUCGGUAUGCUUUUUGCACAGGUUUCACCAGCUGCCGCGGUCGUUGGUGGUGUGGUGUCACAAGAAAUCAUAAAGGUUGUUACCAAAAUGGAAGCUCCACAUCGGAAUCUAUUCAUUUUCGAUCCAGAGACAUGUGUGGGCUAUGUGGAACCCAUUGGUGUCAACUAAUUUAAUUCAGAUGUCGAAUAAAAGACUUCAUUCCUCAUUUUAAAAAUUUAAAAA
This is a messenger RNA of Scaptodrosophila lebanonensis, 1142 nucleotides long. RefSeq names its product SUMO-activating enzyme subunit 1 (gene Aos1). The transcript has 3 exons. Gene Ontology annotation, molecular function: SUMO activating enzyme activity. The record is from RefSeq and is a predicted model, not a curated record. Lineage: Eukaryota; Metazoa; Arthropoda; Insecta; Diptera; Drosophilidae. The coding region runs from base 69 to 1088 and encodes 339 amino acids. Gene Ontology annotation, biological process: protein sumoylation. Gene Ontology annotation, cellular component: SUMO activating enzyme complex; cytoplasm.